This is a messenger RNA of Pocillopora meandrina, 369 nucleotides long. NCBI's taxonomy places the organism in Eukaryota, Metazoa, Cnidaria, Anthozoa, Scleractinia, Pocilloporidae. The record is from the annotation of a GenBank genome assembly.
GAUAAUCACCAUGGCUACAUUCAGAAUUUGAGUCCUAUAAAACGCUCACGAAAUCAAAAUCAGUGGUAUGAUUUUGAUUUACAAACCAGCCCAUCAAAAUUGAGACGAGUUGUAGGAUUUAAUAUUGCAAACCACUCCAUGCUACAAGAACAUGAAGCAUCAAAAACAGCUUUAACCCUCAAAAACACUAAGCAAAACAGCAACAAUGACAUCAUAUUCAACCAGCAAUCAACAGUAAGGGUAACACCAACCUUUGAUAUUGAUUUUGAUUACAAACCCAUCAACAAAUCCCAAAAGACUGAGCCCUCAACUCAGCCUGCCAAGAAGAUUACACUUGAGGAGCUCCCCACACUCCAAGUCAAUCAGAAA